AUGGCCCUUCAAGAAGCCAGCGAGGCUUACCUCGUUGGUCUCUUUGAAGAUACUAAUCUCUGCGCUAUUCACGCCAAACGUGUAGGUGAUUUUGGAGAGCCUAAACGCCCGACUAGCGCUUCGGCGAUUUCACCAGGGUGGAAAACGGCUUUUAUUAAAGCGCUUACACCCUGGGGGAUAAGGAUUAGGCAGGUUCAGCCUCGGACCAGCAGAGAUUGCUCCUCUGCUAGGUCCGAGGACUGA
Molecule: messenger RNA, 243 nt
Organism: Cotesia congregata
Lineage: Eukaryota; Metazoa; Arthropoda; Insecta; Hymenoptera; Braconidae
Source: the annotation of a GenBank genome assembly